AUGGGGCUGACCUGGAAGAAGCGGGUCCUAACGGCCCUGCUAGGGGCCGCAGCGGCCUCAGGCCUCACCACGCUCAUUCUCCUCCUGGUGGAGGCCACCAGUGUCCUCCUGCCUGCAGACACCAAGUUUGGGAUCGUGUUUGACGCCGGGUCCUCUCACACAACCCUCUUUGUGUACCGCUGGCCGGCAGACAAGGAGAACAACACAGGUGUGGUCAGCCAGGCCCUGGCCUGCCAGGUGAAAGGGCCUGGAAUCUCCUCCUAUGCCUCCAAUCCUGCACAGGCUGGUGAGAGCCUGCAGGGCUGCCUGGAGGAGGCGCUGGCCCUGAUCCCGGAGGCACGGCGUCAGGAAACCCCCAUGUUCCUGGGGGCCACGGCCGGCAUGAGGCUGCUCAGCCAGAAGAACAGCUCUCAGGCAGGAGACAUCUUUGCUGCAGUCAGCCGGGUCCUGGGCCAGGCUCCCCUGGACUUUUGGGGUGCUGAGCUCCUGGCUGGGCAGGAUGAAGGUGCCUUGGGUUGGAUUACCAUCAACUAUGUCCUGGGCAUGCUGAUCAAGUACUCCUUCUCUGGAGAAUGGAUCCGGCCUCUGGAGGGGACCCUGGUGGGUGCCCUGGACAUGGGUGGAGCCUCCACCCAGAUCACCUUUGUGCCUGGAGGCCCCAUACUGGACAAGAGCACUCAGGCCACCUUCCGCCUCUACGGCUCUGAGCACAGGGUCUACACCCACAGCUACCUCUGUUUCGGGCGUGACCAGAUGCUGACCAGACUCCUGGCUCGGCUGGUGGAGAGCAGCCCCGGCCCCCUGGUCCGCCACCCAUGCUACCACAGCGGCUACUGGACCACGCUGUCCCCGGCCACCCUGUAUGAGUCACCCUGUGUCCACACCACACCCCCUCCAGACCUGGCCUGGAACCUCACGGUAGAAGGAACAGGGAACCCUGGGGCCUGCGUCUCCGCCAUCCGGGGCCUCUUCAACUUCUCCAGCUGUGAGGGCCGAGGACACUGUGCCUUCGAUGGGGUCUACCAGCCCCCCGUGCGGGGCCGGUUUUAUGCCUUCUCCAACUUCUACUACACCUUCCACUUCCUGAACCUCACCUCCAAGCAGCCGCUAGCCACCGUCAACGCCACUGUCUGGGAGUUCUGCCAGAGACCCUGGAAGCAGGUGGAGGCGAGCUCGCCAGGGCAGGACCGCCGGCUGCAGGACUACUGUGCCUCGGGCCUGUAUAUACUCACACUGCUGCGCGAGGGCUACGGGUUCAGGGAGGAGACCUGGCCCGACAUCGAGUUCCACAAGCAGGCCGGUGGCACUGACAUUGGCUGGACGCUGGGCUACAUGCUGAACCUGACCGGCGUGAUCCUGGCCGAGGCGCCCGCCCGGUGGCGGGCGGAGAGCUAUGGCAUCUGGGCAGCUGGGGUCGUCUUUGCGGGGCUGACUCUCUUGGCUACUCUUGGGGCUGUGGCAGUCCACCUCCUGUGGCCCCGGGGCUAA
Odobenus rosmarus divergens (Pacific walrus) is the source of this 1488-nucleotide messenger RNA. It is a transcript of the gene ENTPD8, whose product is annotated as ectonucleoside triphosphate diphosphohydrolase 8. Gene Ontology annotation, cellular component: plasma membrane. Gene Ontology annotation, biological process: nucleoside diphosphate catabolic process. The transcript has 9 exons. The record is from RefSeq and is a predicted model, not a curated record. Lineage: Eukaryota; Metazoa; Chordata; Mammalia; Carnivora; Odobenidae. Gene Ontology annotation, molecular function: UDP phosphatase activity; GDP phosphatase activity. The coding region runs from base 1 to 1488 and encodes 495 amino acids.